CGUGGGAGAAGUCGGAAAGGGCAUCUUCCCUACGCCUUUCUGAAAAGUUUGGGCAGAUUGGAGUUAAUAUUCAGAUGGUCACUAGAAUUAAUCAGUGCAGUGAUCUUGUCCCAUUUGGUCUCGGUGGGAAGUUUUUGACCAAGUCAGUGUGUCUGUCUGUCCUCUGUGUGUGUGUGUGUGUGUGUGUGUGUGUGUGUAUCUCUAUCUCUCUCUCGCUCUAUCUCUCUCUUUUUUCCUUAUUUUCUUUCUUGCAGUGCUGGGGAUUGAACCCAGAGGUGCUGUACCACAGAACUACGUUCCUAACCCUUUUAAAAAAUGUUUUAUUUUGAGACAGGGUUUGCUAGGUUGCCAGGGCUGGCUUUGAACUUGUAAUCCUCCUGCCUCAGGCUCUGUAAUCACGGGGACACGGGUGUGCCCACUGAACCUGGCUUGACCCCAUCUCUUUUAUUUCUGUGUGCCCAGGCAGAUUUUCUCUCUCCUUAGCCAGUCCUGGUAACUUGUGUGCUCCUAGGAAGUGUCCCCUUCACCUGGGUUAUCUGAUUUGUUCUGUGUUCUCUUGCUCCUUUGUUCUGCAAGGUUGCUGGUAGCGCCCACCCUGCUUCCUGAUUUUAACUUGAGAGUUCUCCCCCUGGGUCCCAAGUCUAGAUAAUGGCUUGUCAGGUAGAUUUCAAAGAACCACCUUUACAUUCCAUUGGUUUUCUCUAUUUUCUGCUUAACAUUUUCCAUCCUUAUCUUUAUUAUUUCCUUCCUUCUACUAGCUUUGGGCUUAAAUUUGUCUUCUUUUUCUUGUUCUUCAGGGUAUAAAGUCAGGUUACUCAUCUUAAACUUUUCUCUUUUACAGUGUUGGUUUUUAUGGCUGAAAUUCUCCCCCUGAGCCCCGGACUUUCCCUUCCUUUACUUUCAGCCUUGUUGUGUCUUUAAAUAUAAAAUGAGUUUCAUGCAGAAGGCAAGUGGUUGGACCAUGUUUUGGGUCCUUUUUGCAAAUAUCUUGUCCAGCCUCCGCGUGGGCGAGGAGUCACAUCUCAGGUCCCCAGACUGCCUCUGUCCUUCAAGGUUGGUUCUGUGUCUUGCUGUGGGUCACUCUGAGUUUAUCCUCGGUGUGGUUCAUCACGAUGUUCGAGUGAACAGAGUUUCUCAGCACAUUUGGGAAGCUUCCCACAGUUACUUCAGCAGAUACGCUCCCUCCCCUGCCUGCCUCCUGGGCUCUCCUUGUGGGUGUCUUAGUACAUUUGAGGGUGUCCCACAGGUCUCUUAGCUCUGCUUAUUUUCUUCAUUCCCUUCUCUGUCUAUUCCCAAACUGAAUAAUCCCACUCUCCCUGUCUUCAGAUUCACUGAUUCUUCUUUCUGCUCAGAUCUGCCGUUGGAACCCUCUACUGUAUUUUUCAUUUCAGUUAUUACAUUUUAACAUUCUAGGAUUUCUAUGUUUUGGAAGUUUAGUCUCUCUCUUGAUAUUCUCAAUUUGGUGAGAUGAGUUUACGUGGUUUCUCUUAGUUCUUUGGACACCGUUUCUUUAGAUCUUUGAACAGACUUUAAAUGGUUGAUUUGAAGCCUUUGGUAUGCCCUGUGUCUGAACUUCCUCAGGGGCAGUGCUUUUCAGCUUUUUCUCUUAGGAGUCUUAGGAGUAUUUUCUUGUUUCUGGGCACACCUUGUCAUUUCCUUGCUGAGAACCAGGCACCCUGUAAAUCACAUUCCUCACCCCCUCCCCCACCCCAGGGCUGUUGGGUGCAGCUCGCCAUAUUUGCUGAGGUGGUAAAUUUUCUGAACUAGCUUUGUAAACCCUGUAACUUUGCUUUGUGUGCCUGCUGCGAUCUCUGCUAAUCAUGGGACAAAAAUUUCCUUCAACACCUGAAUCCAAAAAAUGAGAUGAAAUUUGUUUGGUUCUUGCUGAGGAGCUCUGUGUGCUGGGCCUGGCCUUCCCAGUGUUCAGGUGAUUGACAGCUCUGCCUCAGCCUUCACUUCCUGCUUCCUGAGAACAUCAGGGUCAGCCAGGGCUGAGCGCCAAGAGCCUUCUCCAGUCGUUCCCAAGCCCUGGGCAUCCGCCAAGCGGACCUUCCGGACCUUCCACUGCAGCAUCUGCGUGUUCACCUCCUCUCGAGUCUCCAGCUUCAACCGACACAUGAAAACCCACACCAGCGAGAAGCCCCACACCUGCCACCUCUGCCUGAAGGCAUUCCGCACCGUCACUCUGCUGAGGAACCAUGUCAACACCCACACAGGAACCAGGCCCUACAAGUGUGGGGACUGCGACAUGGCCUUCGUGACCAGUGGGGAACUCGUCCGCCACAGGCGCUACAGACACACCCACGAGAAGCCCUUCAGCUGCUCCCUGUGCAAGUACGCCAGCGUGGAGGCCAGCAAGCUGAAGCGCCACAUCCGCUCCCACACCGGGGAGCGUCCCUUCCAGUGCCGCCUCUGCAGCUACGCCAGCAAGGACACCUACAAGCUGAAGCGGCACAUGCGCACACACUCAGGCGAGAAGCCCUACGAGUGCCAGGUCUGCCGCGCCCGGUUCACGCAGAGCGGGACCAUGAAGAUACACGUCCUGCAGAAGCACAGCGAGAACGUGCCCAAGUACCAGUGCCCCCACUGUGCCACCAUCAUUGCCAGGAAGAGCGACCUGCGUGUCCACUUGCGCAACCUGCACACCUACAAAGCCACGGAGAUGAAGUGCCGCUACUGCCCCGCGGGCUUCCACGAGCGCUACGCCCUCAUCCAGCACCAGAAGAGCCACAGGAACGAGAAGCGGUUCAAGUGCCAGCUCUGCAGCUACGCCUGCAAGCAGGAGCGCCACAUGACCGUCCACGUCCGCACCCACACCGGGGAGAAGCCCUUCGAGUGCCUGUCCUGCAACAAGCGCUUCCGGCAGAAGCAGCUCCUCAACGUCCACUUCCGGAAGUACCACGACUCAGGUUUCGUCCCCACGGUCCACGCGUGCCCCACGUGCGGCAAAGGCUUCUCCCGCUGGAACAACAUGCACAGACACGCGGAGAAGUGUGACCUGAGCCAGGACAGGGCGGCCACCCCGGGACAAGCGCGGCGAGCGAGGAAGAGGAAGCAAGCGAUCCCAGAGGAAGCGGGACAGGAAGCCGAAGCUGCUGCUGCAGAGGCCUCCAUCACCAGCGGGGCCCCGCUUCCGGGACAGGCGGCUCCCGUCCCCCCUGCAGUGGCCGGCGGCAGGGCCCUGGAUGACGACAUGACCUGCGAGAUGAUCCUCAACAUGAUGGUCAAAUGACCGUUUCCUCCCAGCCUCCAGUUCUCAGAGCACCCUGGACGCUCUGGCCUCCUCUCUCUGGAGACAAGUUCGUGAGCUCCUUUCCCCCCAAGUUUGAGUAGCGUCUAGACCGCUUGACAGCAUUUCACAGAACACACGGGCCUUUCGUUAGCGGCCAGAGCCUGUGAGUUCAUUCCCGGGAGCCCGGCCGGCCCGUGAGCCCACGGUGGGUUUUGAUGACCGGCUGGUGCGUCCACCCAGCCAGGGCCGUGAUGAAUCCCACCCACCCUCGGGGGCUCUGACGGUACGAUUUUAAACAUUAUAAACUAAUUUUAGAUCCUUUUUAUACAAAUGAAUUUUCCAUGAAAUUUAAAGAAGCUACUUGCAAUUAAUUCCAAAUUCAAACAAAAAGAUCAUAUUAUGGAGGAGAGAACGGAGUAGAAGAUGAAAGCUGGGCCAGACUAGGUGAGGAGGAGUGGCCGGCUUCACUCGGAGCAGGAGCAGGGCUCCCCGGGGGCUGGGUCGGCAGCUGUGGAGUCGCCGGCGUUGCUGUCUUACCAGCUCCCUGCUCGUUGGAGUUUCAGUCCGUGCCCUUCAGGUUUGCUGAAACUGCCUCGCUGAUAUUUCUUAAAUAAUUGGCAGAGCGAGAACAAACCUAAAAAUCCCACAGUGAAGUUGUGCGCCUCUAAGUCUCUUGCACCUUUCCUGACACCCAGGAGUGGGUCAGCGCGUGUCCUUUGCCCCGGUGUCCCCGCCCGGCAGCCUGGCGGGGCCCCUGAGCACCUGCGUCAGCCAGGACUGCUCCGCGGGAGCCAGUGUGCUGCUGGGCCCAGCUGGCAGCCGCAGGCUGUGGCUUUCCCCACGAGCCCACGUUUCAAAAUCAUCCAAGUUCCCACGUUCAGAUUCUUCAAAUGCCACCUGUUGUUAAGGUUACCCCGAGUUCCACUCCGGAGCCCUGUACAGUGGGAACCGUGGAAAUGAUUUCCUAGCAAGAAAGGCCUGUACCCACUUUGUGCCAGCAAAUCGAUUCAGUUCCGAUAAUUGACUUAAAUUCUGUGGUCCAUUGUAUGCGGUCAUGGUGACUGUGUUUCUCUGAUAGUUUAUCUUUGAUGAUUGUGUAAAGGUGUUUUGCAUCUCAAUAAA
Molecule: messenger RNA, 4354 nt
Organism: Sciurus carolinensis (gray squirrel)
Lineage: Eukaryota; Metazoa; Chordata; Mammalia; Rodentia; Sciuridae
Gene: Ctcfl
Product: CCCTC-binding factor like
Exons: 9
Coding region: 2117-3232 (371 amino acids)
Biological process (GO): regulation of transcription by RNA polymerase II
Cellular component (GO): nucleus
Molecular function (GO): DNA-binding transcription activator activity, RNA polymerase II-specific; RNA polymerase II cis-regulatory region sequence-specific DNA binding
Source: RefSeq, a predicted model, not a curated record